Messenger RNA from Aspergillus steynii IBT 23096, 1552 nucleotides. RefSeq names its product aspartate ammonia-lyase. The transcript has a single exon. The record is from RefSeq and is a predicted model, not a curated record. Lineage: Eukaryota; Fungi; Ascomycota; Eurotiomycetes; Eurotiales; Aspergillaceae. Bases 110 to 1510 code for a protein of 466 amino acids. Gene Ontology annotation, cellular component: cytosol. Gene Ontology annotation, biological process: tricarboxylic acid cycle; aspartate metabolic process. Gene Ontology annotation, molecular function: aspartate ammonia-lyase activity.
AGCCCUUGCAGCGAGCUCGGUUGCUACAUUAGAGAAGUGUCAAGAAACCCCGUUGUAUUGGGAGCUUGUGAUCGGCGUGACAAUGCACAUAAACGGUGACAGACAGACCAUGCCCGUGGCAAACUCGAGAGUUGAGAAAGACAGUCUCGGUCAAUUGGAACUAUCAGCUGAUGUGCUAUACGGCAUCAACACCCACCGAUCGCUUGCGAACUUCCCCCUCUCCGGUCGUUCAAUCACAACAUGGCCGGACUUCAUCUAUGCAUUUGCCACAGUGAAACAGGCGACAGCGCUUGCAAAUCUUGAAAUCGGUUGUCUUACAGCGGAGCAGGCAGAUGCUAUUUCGGCGGCCUGUGAAGAAAUCAAGAUCGGCAAACACGACGCACAUCUUGUCGUUGAUAUGCUCGAAGGCUCGGGUGGCACGUCGACCAACAUGAACAUGAACGAGGUGAUUGCGAACAUCGCCGCCAAAUCCGCUGGUCGGGCGCUCUCCGAUUACAGCUUUGUUCAUCCAAACGAUCACGUCAACCUGGGACAGUCGACAAACGAUGUAGUUCCAACCGCUAUGAAACUGGCUGCUUAUCGUGCAAUGGCAGAGCCUCUCCACAACCUUCGCAAGCUGGCGGUCGCACUCUCGACCAAGUGCGAAGAAUACAAAUCGAUCUUUCGCCUAGGGAGAACUUGCCUUCAAGACGCGCAGCCCAUGACCCUCGGCCAGGCAUUUGGAGGCUACGAAGCAGUCGUCCAGCGACACGCAGACCACCUCGAUGCAAUUCGCCAGCAGCUCUUGACCGUCCCCUUAGGAGCCACAGCUAUUGGAACCGGUUUUGGAUCCCAACCAGGGUAUAAAGCCGCUGUAUUCCGGCAUCUAUCCUCUCUAUUCAACACCAAGGUCCACCCUACUAGUAACGCAUUUGACGGCAUGCAAAACAUGGACACCUGCGCCCGUCUUUCAGGAGAGUUACGCAACACCGCCAACACUCUCUGGAAGAUCGCCAACGACCUGAUUAUACUAUCGUCCGGACCCAACGGUGGAAUCAACGAGAUCACGCUGCCCUCCGUCCAGGCCGGAUCGUCAAUUAUGCCCGGGAAAGUGAACCCAGUGAUUCCCAUCGCGGUCUGUCAAGUCGCCUUGGCGAUUACGGGUAACGACACGGCAAUUGCGAUGGGAUGCCAGCAAGGCUUGCUCGAGAUCAAUCACUUUGAACUGCUUGUGUGCGACCGUCUUCUUGAUAGUAUUCGGCUACUGGGCGGCGCUGCGGAUAUUUUUGCUCGUCGAUGCAUCGACGGGAUACUUGCGAAUGAAGAUGUCUCGCGCGAGCAUUUGCUCGCGUCUAGCGCGUUGGCUACGGCGCUGGUGCCGGCGUUGGGCUAUGCGCAGGUUUCGAGCAUUGUUCGGGAAGCUUUGGCGGAGGAAAGGCCUUUCCUGGAUGUUGUGGUGGAGCAGGGGUUGCUCACGAAGGAUGAGAUCAUGGGAAUUGUUCAACGGUCGGCUCAUGGUGACAGUGUUUGAAUAGAAGAGGAAACGGCGUGCCAAGGGCUCUGUGAUUGAAAU